AAGUACUGAUAGCUCAAAUCUUUAUCUGUAAAUUGUACAAAGGUACAAAGUAAAAUAUUAGUUGAUUGACGACACCAGUUGAAGAUGUGUAAUUUAAGGCAUAAAUAUUUCUAUUGAAUAUUUAUACUAAGGUGAUCAAGAUGGCUACGUAUUCCAAGUCAACUGUGGCUAGUGGCUCUGAUUUAUUUAUUGACUUUUGUUGUUUCCCCUGUUUAGAGAACAAAAUUGACCAGUGGGCUGACUUUUACUGCGAAAACUGUCAGAAAUUUUAUUGUGCAAAAUGUAUUAAUCUGCAUAGUCCGUUGUUUGGGACACAUGUGACAUACGGAAGGGGAGACACAAGUAAGUGGCCAGUGGCCAAGGAAGUGGAGGAUUUCCUUCAGAAGUGUGACCUUCAUGACGACAAACAUCUGGAAAUGUUUUGUGAGGACCACAGUCAGCUGUGCUGCGCUAGUUGUGCUUUUCUCAAUCACAGUAAAUAGGUGUGCAGUGAGUCCUUCAGGUGACAAGAUAUUUAUCACCAACAAUUCCCAUCACAAGGUCCUCACCCUGGCCAGAGAUGGCACAGUUCUCCAAACCUUCACAGACCCAGACCUACAACGCCCAUGGGGUAUCCAUGCGACUGCUCUGGGACAGGUGCUGGUCUGUGGAUGGUCAAUCAGCACUAUCAUUCAGCUGGAUGGGGAAGGCAAGAAGAAGCUGGCAACUCUUGCUACCAAGAGGGAUGGACUUAUUUACCCACACUCAGUCUUCUACAAUAGGAGCACAGCAUCCAUCAUUGUGGGACAAUUGUGUAGCGAUAACAUCAUUGUGUUAAGAGUAAAAUAGGUGUUUUUUCACAAGUUUCAGUACAAACAUAUUGGAACAUGUACUUUCAACAUGAAUUAUUGGCCACACCAAACUUGUAUUCAGUAUAACGUUUCAUCACAUAAUUCACAUGGAUGAUUUAUUGUCUUGCCUACUUAUGUCAAAUCAUGAAUAUGUUUGAAAGGGUACAUUUAUAAUUAACUUUGAGAGCAUGGAUCUAUUAUUUAGUGUUUUGUUUCAAUGCAUAAUUCUUGCGGGAUUAUAUAUUGUGUUGCAAUACAAUUUAAUAUGCGCUACCAUCUAUUGCUGAUAAUUAUUUUUCCUUUUCAAUCGCAUAUAAUCAGUGUAUUGUUGUUUUCUUGAUAUAUAUCUUAAAAAUAAAUAACAUGAACAUACAUGAUUUUUUUGUGUGGUAAUGUUCUAUCAUAUUUUUGUGUAAUUGUUAUGCACAGUAAAAAGAACGGCAGAGUGCAAUUAAGGAGGGAAGGUUUUACAUUUUCAUUGUAUUAUUGAACAGUCACCAUGUGUUUUGUCCUUAAAAAUAUAAAGUUAUUUAGAUUGACAAUUAUGUAUUGUACAGACUUCUUUCAUUGUUGUUUUUAGAUUUUACUUUUGUUGAUUACAGUUAUAUAUGUAUUUACUUAUGUCAUUCAUGCUAUCUGCGUUUACUGUUCACUAUGUUUUGCUGAAUAAAUUAACUUUUAAUUAUGUUCA
This is a messenger RNA of Dreissena polymorpha, 1521 nucleotides long. RefSeq lists its product as uncharacterized. The record is from RefSeq and is a predicted model, not a curated record. Lineage: Eukaryota; Metazoa; Mollusca; Bivalvia; Myida; Dreissenidae. The transcript is spliced from 2 exons. Bases 397 to 828 code for a protein of 143 amino acids.